AUGGCUAGAGCCCCAAUUUCAUCAAUUUUCUACUUAUGCACCAGAAACAGAAAAACCCUUUCAAAGUUCAAAGCUUUUCUCUUCAAUCACACGCACGUUUAUUCUUCAAAUUCUCAAUUUUAUCACCCUUUUCGCCCAUUUUCGACCCAUUUGAUAAACCCUCGUUUUGCUCCUAGUUUCUCCCAAAGUUUGAAUCUUUCUAGUGGUAGAACCCUCUCCAUAAGACCCUUUUCGACAGAAGGCGAGGAGGGUGAUUCAGAAUUGGAAGCGGGUAUGGCUAAAGAUAUUGAUUAUAAGCUUGGCAAUGAGGUUAGUGAUGAUAUUUAUGAAAAUGAGGUUGUUUCAUAUGAUGAUAAUGAUAAUGAUGAUUUCAAUUCAGAGAUUGUUGAUUCUGUAGAAUUUAGUAGUAGUAGUAGUGAUGAUGAUGAAUUAGAGAAGAAGAGUGAGGUUGAUUUUACAGAAGUGGCAUCGCGUGACCCUAUUGAAUUGUAUGGUGAGCUUAAGAGUGUGGAAAGGGGUGCAAAGUUGGUUAGAGCUGAGGUGGAAGUGUUAACAGAUGUGUUUCAUUAUUUUGCCAAAUCAGGUUGGGCUUCUAAUCAGGCACUUGCAAUUUAUAUUGGUUUGUCGUUUUUUCCCACUGCUGCGCACAAGUUUCAUAACUUUUUCAGGAAGAGAUGUGCGGAUGAUGUUGCGAGGUACUUGAUUUCACUUGGACCGUGUGAUGAGGCUGUGAGGUUUUUGUUUCCUAUAUUUGUUGAGUUUUGUUUGGAGAAUUUUAUCGAUGAGAUCAAGAGUUUUAGGGAAAUGGUUAAGUCGGCAGACCUCACGAAACCGCAUACUUGGUUUCCUUUUGCGAGGGCUAUGAAACGGAAGAUAAUUUAUCACUGCGGGCCUACCAAUAGUGGUAAAACUUAUAAUGCUUUGCAAAGAUUUAUGGAGGCGAAGAAAGGGAUUUAUUGUAGUCCACUCAGAUUGUUGGCUAUGGAAGUGUUUGACAAGGUUAAUGCUAAGGGUGUUUAUUGCAGUAUGUUAACCGGUCAAGAGAAGAAGUUUCUCCCGUUUUCAAAUCAUGUUGCGUGUACUGUGGAAAUGGCUUCAACGCAGGAAUUGUAUGAUGUGGCUAUUGUUGAUGAGAUUCAGAUGAUGGCAGAUCCGUGUAGAGGGUAUGCAUGGACUAGGGCGCUCCUUGGGUUGAAGGCCGACGAGAUACAUUUAUGCGGUGAUCCUAGUGUUUUGGAUAUUGUUCGAAAGAUCUGUCAAGAUACAGGAGAUGAGUUACAUGUGGAACAUUAUGAGAGGUUCAAACCGCUGGUGGUUGAAGCGAAGACCCUACUUGGAAAUCUUGAAAAUAUUAAGUCUGGCGAUUGCGUUGUUGCGUUCUCAAGGAGAGAGAUAUUUGAAGUUAAAUUAGCCAUUGAGAAACUCACUAACCACCGAUGUUGUGUGAUAUAUGGAGCUUUGCCACCAGAAACUCGUCGGCAGCAGGCUAAUUUGUUUAACGACCCGAAUAAUGAAUAUGAUGUUCUAGUAGCUAGUGAUGCAGUGGGGAUGGGCCUGAACCUUAACAUUAGAAGAGUCGUUUUUAAUAACCUUUCAAAGUACAACGGUGACAAAAUUCUUCCUGUUCCAGCAUCACAGGUUAAGCAAAUUGCUGGAAGAGCUGGUCGAAGAGGAUGCCUUUAUCCCGAUGGACUUGCCACUACCUUACAUUUAGAUGAUUUGGAUUACUUGAUCGAGUGUUUGAAACAACCCUUUGAUCAUGUAACGAGGGUUGGCCUUUUUCCUUUUUACGAGCAAGUGGAAUUGUUUGCCGGACAAAUUCCUAACAUGACGUUCAGCCAGCUUUUAGAAAAGUUUGGCGAAAACUGCCGUUUGGAUGGGUCGUACUUCUUGUGUCGACAUGAUCAUAUAAAGAAAAUCGCUAAUAUGUUAGAGAGGAUUCAAGGGUUAUCUUUAGAAGAUCGAUUUAACUUUUGUUUUGCUCCUAUUAAUGUUAGAGACCCGAAAGCUAUGUACCACUUGGCUAGAUUUGCUACAGCGUUUGCUCAGAAGGUCCCCGUAAACAUAGCUAUGGGCAUGCCGAAAUCUUCGGCACGAAAUGAUUCAGAACUCCUAGACCUUGAGAGCAGGCAUCAAGUGUUAUCUUCAUAUUUGUGGUUAUCAAACCACUUUGACGAGGAAAAAUUUCCAUAUGCAAAGAGAGCCGAGGCAAUGGCUUCAGACAUUGCUAUCUUACUUGGUCAAUCGCUUAUCAAAGCAAAUUGGAAACCCGAAUCAAGGAGCAGAGGGAAACCGAAUGCUGGAAUAAGUGAAGAGCAAACAGAUCCAAGAAGUGAAGUCGGUUUAAAAAUCGAAAAAAAGGAUCAUCGUUAUUCAAGACCACAGUCUCUUAUUAAAUUAUAUGACCAGAAACGACAUGAAAAAUCGUUACACUCUGACCGUUUAAAGAAGAUAAUUGCAUAA
This is a messenger RNA of Lathyrus sativus (Indian pea), 2463 nucleotides long. The record is from the annotation of a GenBank genome assembly. NCBI's taxonomy places the organism in Eukaryota, Viridiplantae, Streptophyta, Magnoliopsida, Fabales, Fabaceae.